This is a messenger RNA of Rotaria socialis, 2817 nucleotides long. The record is from the annotation of a GenBank genome assembly. NCBI's taxonomy places the organism in Eukaryota, Metazoa, Rotifera, Eurotatoria, Philodinida, Philodinidae.
AUGUCAAAAUCGACAUGUCAUUCUCGUUUGUCAUCAACAGCAACAACACCAGAUCUCGAUGUAAAUAACAUAGAGUUACAAAAUUUAAUAGAUUUUCGUAAUCAAACUAACACAAACGAUAAACGUUUUAAUAAUAUUAAUUAUGUUCGGCAUGUUUUACGAAAAGUUUUCGGCAGUCAUAGUAAAAAAUAUUCAUCGAGACGUUCAACAAUAUCCGACGAUAAUCUUACUGAUCAAACGUUAACAAUUGAUAAUUUAAUGGCUCCAAUAUUAAUACAUCCAUGUUUACAAUAUGAUAAACACGAAACAUUUUCCGGUGAAUUAUUACUUGAUUGGCUUUUAAUACAUUUUGAAAAUCGUUAUGAAGAUAUACCACUGAUUAAACAAGUUAUUUUACAAUGUUGUACGUGCCUAAUUGGCCUUGGCGUACUUCGAAUAGAAGAAAACAAUUCGGAUAGUGAGUUGUUUCAAGCACAAGAUUUAUACUCAUGGGCAACUAAUAAUUUAGAAAAUGAAGAUACAGAUAUCAGAUUAUCAUCGUCAACAAUCGCCAACGAUAUUAAUCGUCAUCUGAUUGAAAGCAAAGAAUAUAAAUAUAAACCGUCGACAGGUACAACCAUUUUGGACAUUCUUAGAAGUGAAUACAAUUUUCAUUCCGAUGUCUCCCAGAUAGAAACCAAUUCUGUAUCAAUACAAGUCGAUAUAAAUACAAUUGAAAGAUCUAUACAAACAGAUUCAUCGAUUAUUUCUUCUAAUGAAGCAUGUUUAAUACUCGAUUUCGAUAAAAUGUCAUCGUUUAUUGUAUCGAAAACCGAUUCGAAUAGUAAACCAUCAUCACCCAUAUUACAUCGUGUUGAUGAAAAUACUGUUCGACAAGCUAUGCACAAAUUAUUUUUGCAUGAUAAUAUAAACGAUCCAUUGUCGCCCGGUGAUGAUGACGAUGUUCAUUCACCUGUUUUAUCCACAAAUUCAUUCAAAAAUAAUAAUGCAAAAUUUUCAAGCGAAUUAUUAUUGGAAUGGAUAACACUUAAUACUGACUCAAGAAAUACGAAUUCGCAAGCAUUGCUAGGACAGGUUCAUUCGUCUCUGCAACCAAAUAGUAACAUCCCUUCAAAUGGUAAUAAUCACAAUAUGAAUAAAGUUUCGACUUUACUUAUGUCAACAAAUCAAACUAUACCACCUGUUCACAAAUUAUCUUCUCAUCAUAAGAUCAACGAAGAGAUACGUUCACUUCUAUCAGAUCUUAUUAUUCAAGUUGAUAAAAAAUUAACAGCAGCGCCGUUAUUGAUACCACCACCACCACCACCACCUCCUCUUCCUCCUCCACCGCCUCCGCCGCCACCAUUUAUUGGAUCUGCCAUACCACCACCGCCGCCUCUACCACCUUCAGCAAUGGGACCUGGCAUUCCUCCACCGCCACCACCGAUGAUGCCAGGCUUUGGUGCACCUCCACAAUUACCACAAUAUUUAUGUAAGAAACAAAAAUAUUCUGUUACAGAACCAGUUAAAAAGGUUCAAUGGAGUAAAAUCAAUCCAUAUACGAUAAAAAAAGAUUCUAUGUGGGUCAAUGUCGACGAAGGGAAAUAUGUCAAUGAUUCUCUUUUUUGCGAUAUACGAAAAAAUUUUGCGAGCAAAGCCGCUCCAAGCAGACAACCAAUUAAUGAUCUUGUUGAUAAAUCAAAAGAAUUGCGUGUACUUGAUGCUAAGGCCGCACAAAAUUUCGCCAUUAUGUUUAGUCAAUUAAAAGUAUCGCCAUCAGUAUUUCGUGAAUGGAUGCUUUCAUGUGAUAAUGAAAAUUUAAAAUAUGAUUUUCUUAAACAAUUAGAAAAAUAUUUACCAACAAGUGAAGAAUUGAAAAUAUUAGCUGACUAUAAAAAUGAAAAUAAUGAUCUACAAUAUUCUGAACAGUAUUUUUGUACAAUCGGUGAUAUAAAACGAUUAAAACAACGUUUGAAAACGCUUUUAUUCAAAGCGAAUUAUAAAGAAACAGUAGAAGAAACGGAUAAAGCAUUUGUCGAAGUUCGUAAUGCGUGUAAUCAUGUGCGACAUUCCGUACGUUUUAAAAAAAUGCUUGAAUUAAUUUUAACAAUCGGAAACUAUAUGAAUUCAAGUGCGAAAACCUAUGAACCUGUACAUGGAUUUGAUAUCAGUUUUUUACCUAAAUUGCAUUCAACUAAAGCAAAUGAUGGUCGUCGUUCGUUACUGCACUUUAUUGCACAAGCCAUCGAAGAUAAACAUCGUGAUUUACUUUCAUUUUCUGACGAAUUCUAUUUACUGGCUGAUGGUGUAUCGAAAAUUAAUAUACUUGAACUGCAAAAGCAACCGCAAGAAAUCAAUCGGGAAUUGAAAAAUGCUCGAGAAGAAUUAGCUAUAGCAAAAGAAAAUGACGAACCCAUCGAAGGAGAUCGUUUUGCUGAAGCUAUUGAAGAAUUUAUUAUUCGUGCUGAUGAUGACGUAGCUCGAUUGGAACAGCUCGAUCGAGAAAUGACUCAUUCUUAUCAAAAUCUAUGUGAUUUCUUAGCAAUUGAUCCAAAAAAUUAUUCACUGACAGAGUUUUUUACUGAUCUAAAAUUAUUUUGUACUUUUUUUUCGACUUGCCUUCAAGAUAUUCGAGUAUGGCGUGAACAAGCCGCACGUGCCGCUAAAACAACAAAUAUUCAAUUAUAUGUCGAGAAAAGGAUUCAAGAGAUUCCCGAUGAUAAACUUCAAAUCUCUCGACGGCCAUCGUCACGUGUUGAAGAUUUAAUUGAGAAACGUAAAAAAAAUCGUGGGCUAACGCCACCAACAUUGCCGUAUAAAAAACGAUCUCAAUCAUAG